AUACAACUACUAAUUUUAUGAGCAUUAAUGCUUCUCAUAACGCAAUCAAGGGAAGAAUUGUGAGUGAAGCUCAAGUAUCAUCGGGGUUUGAAAUCGGGGGUUGGGUAGACUUAACUUUCAAUAAAUUAGAAGGUUCCAUUCCACUGUCAUUCUUUAAUGUGACAUUGAUGUACCUCUCUCAUAAUAACUUCACUGAACUCACCUCCCUAUGUGACAUUAAGGAUCCUAAGGUGGCUGCUGGUUUGCAUUUUUUGGAUAUCUCAUUCAAUCAACUUUCAGGAACACUUCCAGAUUGUUGGUCAAGUCUCUCUAGUCUGGUAGUUCUCAACUUGGCAAACAAUCACAAUCUAUCAGGGAGUCUUCCAACUUCUGUUGGAUCAUUGGCAUCCCUAAAGGCAUUGCAUCUUGACCGUAACAGUUUUACAGGCACUCUACCUUCAUUCAUCAAGAACUGCUCCAAAUUGGUAUCUCUACAUCUGGGACACAAUAACUUUUUCGGACCACUACCAGAUUGGGUGGGUGAAAAUCUACCACAGCUUGCGAUUCUUGUGCUAGCAUCCAACCACUUCAGUGCAAGUGUACCCACAAGUCUCUGUCAUCUCCAAUCUCUUCAACUGUUAGACCUGUCCAUGAACCACCUCACAGGGAGUCUUCCUAAAUGUCUUUCAAAUAUUACUCAAAUGACUAUAAUAAGAGGCGGCAGUGCUACCAUUUCUUAUGAAAUACCACUCUUUCUCAUUGGUCCAGCUUUUUUAAUGGAUCUACCCAUCAAGGAAGUUGACAAAGUAGAUACUGUAUGGAAAGGCAUGUUAUCUGAAUUUGACAUAACAUUAGGACACGUAAAAAGCAUUGAUCUAUCAUCCAACAUGUUAACCGGUGAAAUCCCAAAUGAAAUCACAUCGCUUGUUGGGCUGAUUUCUUUGAACAUAUCACGAAACAACCUAAGGGGACAGAUUCCUUUAAGGAUUGGCAAAAUUCCAAAAGGCACUCAACUUCAGAGCUUUAGUGCAAGUGCAUACAUGGGGAAUCCCGGGCUGUGUGGAGAUCCACUCCCCAACAGUUGUCAAGGAGAAGAAUUAACCCAUCCUUCUCGCCCUAGAUUCUGUGAAGAAGAAGAAGAAGAAGAAGCUUGUAAUAAAGAAGACGCAGACAAGUUUCUUGGCAGUGAGUUUUAUGCAAGCAUGGGGGUCGGAUAUGCGGUUGGAUUUUUAAGUGUUGUUGGGACAAUGCUAUUCAACAGGUCUUGUAGGUUUGCUUUUUUCAAAGUCUUCAAUGAUUUUGCUAACUGGGUUUAUGUUGUGGCUGCAAUAUAUAAGGCAAAGCUUCUGACAAUACUUCGGGGUUAACAAGUCAGGUUUCCUUCAAUUUAGUUAUGGGUGAUGAGGAAGAGUUCGGAAUUUGUGAAAGAAAUUGCUCAGAGGGGUAUUACAGCAGUUCAUGAUCGAUGCAGCAGAUAUAUACUGUAUAUCCAAUAAAGUAUAUUUAGUUUUCUAAUUUUCGAAAAGGUCUUUGUUAAGGGCUUUACCAUAAGCCUUUCGGUCUGCGUAGGCUUUGUUUGCAACUACUUGUGCUUAAAUAAAAGCACUUUUGGGAAAAUAAAGUAGAUUCUACACGGAAGCCGAGAAAGUAAAAGUUGGUAGUGUUUGGUAAAAUAAAUGUUUUUUUCUAAAAAAAAAAGUUAAAAGCACUUUUUUUUAAUGGAUUGCAAACAGACCCGUAAUAUGUUUUCGGCGUAUUCAUAUUUUGCGGUGUAAACUGUUGUCCUUUUGAUUUGAUGAUAUAUGAAUGCUAUGUUAAUCAAGCAUAAAGAUUUCCAAGUUUUUUUUCCUUAUCUCAGCCAUCCUUGUCUAGUGUUUAGAUUUGUUUCAUGUUGCCAAAUGACAAAACCAGAAUGUGCAUGUUCCUAGCCUCAUAAAAUAUACCAAAAAUAAAUCUAACCAUAGUUUACUUCUAACACACACUGAUAAGUAAUCACUAACUAUUCAACUUGUCAAUUUUUUUAGGCUAAAGGGUCAAAUAGGUACAUAAACUAACUUAAAGUGUUCAAUUAGCC
Molecule: messenger RNA, 2053 nt
Organism: Cuscuta epithymum
Lineage: Eukaryota; Viridiplantae; Streptophyta; Magnoliopsida; Solanales; Convolvulaceae
Source: the annotation of a GenBank genome assembly